This is a messenger RNA of Sinocyclocheilus rhinocerous, 2047 nucleotides long. It is a transcript of the gene camk1b, whose product is annotated as calcium/calmodulin-dependent protein kinase Ib. The record is from RefSeq and is a predicted model, not a curated record. Gene Ontology annotation, molecular function: ATP binding; protein kinase activity. The transcript is spliced from 11 exons. Gene Ontology annotation, biological process: protein phosphorylation. Lineage: Eukaryota; Metazoa; Chordata; Actinopteri; Cypriniformes; Cyprinidae. The coding region runs from base 246 to 1448 and encodes 400 amino acids.
CACCUUUAAUGCUUUAAAGACACAUCAUGUGUCUUAAGGUGACACUUGUAGCUAAAUGAUACUGCAGUCAUGUAAACCUGAAUAUUUCCACAUGGUGAGGUCAAAGUCCAAGUGAAUUGCCCUAUAGGUCAAAGUUUUUAGAAAUUCAGCUGAAGCCGAGUUCGUUUCUGGGAAAUUUCAUGUCACAAAAUGUAAGAUUUGGCCUGAAAAAUCUGUAGGAUUGUGUUGCAUAGCAUAGUAAUUGAAUGGUUUCCUCUUCUUCUCUCAGUUUAUCCAACAUUGACCGUAGCAAAAUGCCAUUGGGAGAGGAUGGACACUCUUGGAAAAAGAAAACGUCGAGCAUCAAGGACAUCUAUGACUUUAAAGAGGUUUUGGGAACAGGGGCUUUUUCUGAGGUGAUGCUCGCAGAGGAGAAGAGGACUAGAAAACUAGUGGCGAUAAAAUGCAUCCCGAAAAAAGCUCUAGAGGGGAAAGAGAACAGCAUUGAAAAUGAGAUCGCCGUGCUCCACAAGAUUAAACAUGCCAACAUAGUUUCCCUGGAGGACAUCUAUGAGAGUAAAUCACACCUCUACCUUGUCAUGCAACUAGUGUCCGGUGGUGAGCUCUUCGACAGGAUUGUGGAAAAAGGAUUUUACACUGAGAAAGAUGCCAGUAAGCUCAUCCAGCAGAUCCUGGAUGCUGUGAAGUACCUGCACGACAUGGGCAUCGUGCACAGAGACCUGAAGCCAGAGAACCUGCUGUACUACAGUAUGGAUGAAGACUCCAAAAUCAUGAUCAGUGAUUUUGGCCUGUCAAAGAUUGAGGGUUCAGGUAGUGUGAUGAGCACAGCGUGUGGCACUCCUGGAUAUGUAGCUCCUGAGGUUCUGGCACAGAAGCCGUACAGUAAAGCAGUGGACUGCUGGUCAAUCGGGGUCAUCGCGUACAUUCUUUUAUGUGGCUAUCCACCAUUUUACGAUGAGAACGAUGCCAAGCUCUUUGAGCAGAUCCUGAAGGCAGAGUAUGAGUUUGAUUCACCGUACUGGGAUGAUAUCUCUGACUCAGCCAAAGAUUUUAUUGUGCAUUUAAUGGAAAAAGAUCCCAGUCAGCGUUACACGUGCGAACAGGCUCUUCAGCACCCAUGGAUCGCUGGAGACACAGCGUUGGAUAAGAAUAUCCAUGAAUCUGUCAGUGCCCAAAUUAAGAAGAACUUUGCCAAAAGCAAGUGGAAGCAAGCAUUUAAUGCCACAGCAGUAGUUCGUCACAUGCGCAGGCUGCAGUUGGGAACCAGUCAGGAGGGCCAAACGCAGUCCACCCUGCCCAGCCCCUGCCACGGACACUUGCUGCUGCCCGAGGGGGGCGAGGAAGAGAGCUCCCUGCAGAGGGAAAACAGUGGCUGUUCUGAGGGUGUCAGUGAUGGAAAUGACAUCCAGAACUGCACCUACCAUGUCCAUCCUACUAGUCGGGUCUGAGUGUCAAUCAUCUUGCAGUAACCAAUGACUGACUGUCCUAUUUUUCCACUGGAGUCCUGCCACACCCCCAGUCUGGCCAGGAAUACUGAGUAGUUCCAGCAUCCUGCCACUUGGAGGCGCUGCAAUGUAAAGAACCAAGGUGGGAAUGGGGUCAUUACUAUUCCAAUGGAGCGAUUCUGUUUAAUGAGAGUUCGAAAAGAGACAUGAAGAUUGCCACAGGCACUUCAUGGGUAAUAUAUACUAUUGUGGGAGCUGGAUAGAGAUUGGACAGUGUUUUAAUUCGUUUUUUAAAACAACACCGUCUACUUUCAUUUUUCUUUUCCUGAACUAAACGUCCACAGGCCUGUUUCUCGUUUAAUUCAAAAUGCGACAGUGGCUGAUGGUAUGUGGCCUGAUUUAAUGCACAUACAUUUUAGAUUUGUUGACAUUUUAUGAGAUUAUGAAUUUUGGCGUUAGUUUAUGCUAAGAUUGCCCAUUUUAAAUGCACAUCUUGAAUGGUAAAUAUUCUUUCUUUUCAACUAAGGUACGAACAGAUUUCACAUCCAUGAGAUUCUACAUAUUAGUUGUGUUGCCACAUCUCAGUUGCUUUGUACAUCCAA